AAUCCUUACCAGUUCUAUAACUAUUAACGUUCAAACACAUCUCCCCUGUUCUUAACUUGUUCAAAUGAUUCAAAGACUUAACCAGAAUGAUCGCCGGAUUCUUACAUUUCCGGCAGUUCAUCCCUCCGAGGGCAUUUCACCGGUGACCCUUUUGGAUUCUUUAAUCACUCUUUCCCAAAAUAUAUGCAAUCAUCAAUCUAGCUUCUUUCCUACUCAGAAAAGGAAUGCUCGGCAAGCCAUCCGACAAAUCGGAAUUCUUCUUAUAUUCUUCGAGGAGAUUAAGGAACUCCGAUUGCUCAUGUCGGAGUCUAUUGUGCUUUGCUUCUCGGAAAUCCACCACAUCUUUCAAAAAGUUCAUUUCUUGUUGCAAGAUUGUACGUGUGAAGCUGCCAGGCUGUGGAUUUUAAUGAAGUCUCAAUUUGUUGCAACUCAGUUUCAUGUUCUAACUCGAGCAAUUGCUGCAGCUCUUGAUGUUUUGCCAUUGAAUUCUAUAGAUGUUUCUGAUGAAGUAAAGGAAUUAGUUGAAUUAGUAGCUAGGCAAGCACGCAAAGCGACGUUCGAGCUUGACCCUGAAGAUGAAUGGGCUUCAAAACAAGUCCUUUUGGUAUUGAAUUAUUUUGAGAAGGGAAUUGAGCCUGAAUUGAAUGUUAUGAAACGGGUUCUUGAUUAUUUGGAGAUCAGAAGCUGGAGUGGCUGUGCUAAGGAAAUGAAGCUCUUGGAAGAUGAGAUUAGUUUUCAAUGCUCAGAUUGUGAUGAGAGAGAGGUUCCGUUUCUGAGUAGUUUAUUGGGCUUCAUGAGCUAUUGCAGAGGAGUGAUUUUCGAAACAGUGGAUCAUCGAAUUAAUGACCAAAGUGAUAUAAAAUGCAAUAUGGAGACUCUUAGUUGCUUGAAUCCUGAAGAUUUUCGGUGCCCAAUUUCACUUGAGCUAAUGACUGAUCCAGUAACUGUAUCAACUGGACAGACUUAUGAUCGUUCUUCGAUUGAAAAAUGGCUCAAAGCUGGAAAUAUGACCUGUCCCAAAACCGGAGAGAAACUGAAAAGCUCAGAGUUAGUCCCCAAUGCCACUCUUCGGAAGUUAAUUCAAAAGUUUUGUGCUGAUAAUGGCAUUUCUUUAUCUAAAUCAGGAAGUAUAACUCGAGAUAUAACCAGAACUAUCGUUCCAGGCAGUCUUGCAGCUGCAGAAGCCAUAAAACUCCUUUCAAGGUUUCUUGCAAGAAGGCUGGUUUUCGGGCCGAACGAAAAGAAAAACAAGGCCGCUUAUGAGAUUCGAUUGCUUACCAAGUUGAAUAUAUAUAACAGAGUUUGUUUGAUUGAAGCAGGCACAGUCCUACCUCUCAUAAACCUUUUGUCCUCUUCAGAUAGGUCUUCGCAAGAGAAUGCUAUUGGAGCUCUAUUAAAGCUCUCAAAACAUACUAGUGGGAAGGUAGUCAUAAUUGAGAGUGGUGGACUGAAACCAAUUCUCGCAGUUCUUAAGAGUGGAUUGAGUUUCGAAGCAAAGCAAACAGCAGCUGCAACAAUUUUUUACCUUGCUUCAGUGAAGAGGCACCGAAAAUUGAUUGGAGAAAUGCCCGAAACAGUUCCUGCACUGGUGGAACUGAUCAAGCAUAGGCCAACUUGCGGCAAAAAGAACGCAGUGGCAGCAAUUUUUGCGCUACUUCUAAACCCGGGGAACCACCAGAAGGUGCUUGCAUCUGGUACCGUUCCAUUGCUGGUUGAUACUAUAUGUUCCUCAGAUAAGGAUGAACUUAUAGCAGAUUCACUGGCAGUUCUUGCAGCCCUAGCUGAGAAUGUUGAUGGAGCAUUAGCAAUCCUGAAAACUUCAGCUUUAUCAUUAAUUACUAGAUUGUUGCAGUCGUUUCCAUCUAGAGCUGGGAAAGAGUACUGUGUUUCAGUCUUGCUAUCUCUAAGUAAACAUGGAGGUGCACAAGUGAUUGAGGUAUUAGCAAAGGAUCCUGUUCUUAUGAGCUCACUAUAUUCGCUUCUAACAGAUGGCACAUCUCAAGCUGGCAGUAAGGCUCGCUCUCUAAUGAGAAUCAUGCAUAAAUUCCGGGAAACAAGCUCUUCCGGAUCGGUAGCUGCAGCUCCAUGUGAACGACCAGUUCAUGUGUGGUAAUUUUGUCCUAGAUUUGUUUUUGUAAAUACAUACGCUUGUUACUUUUAAUUGGUAGAUAUAUAAAGUGAAUGGGGAUGGGGAUGCAAUUAGCUCGAUUUUUGUAAGAGCUAAUUGCCAUAUCAUACAGCCGUAAGAUUGAUUCGAUUAGAUACAACUGUACUGUAAUUUGAUUUUUUUUUUUUUUGGAAGUAUAAAUAAAAAUGGAAUGCAAUGCAUAUUGUUCUUGCUCUAUUGUA
Molecule: messenger RNA, 2349 nt
Organism: Ricinus communis (castor bean)
Lineage: Eukaryota; Viridiplantae; Streptophyta; Magnoliopsida; Malpighiales; Euphorbiaceae
Product: U-box domain-containing protein 19
Exons: 1
Coding region: 65-2113 (682 amino acids)
Biological process (GO): protein ubiquitination
Cellular component (GO): nucleus; cytoplasm
Molecular function (GO): ubiquitin-protein transferase activity; protein binding
Source: RefSeq, a predicted model, not a curated record